UGGGUCGGUUGGUCGCUACGGGUCAUUGACCGUGACCGUCAGUCGUCAAGAAGCAGCGAUGGCGUGUGGUUCGUCGUUCCCGUGUUGAUCUCGGACCCUGGUGUCGUGCUGGACGAAGUCGCUGGAGGAAAAACCUAUCGCCACAUUGCACGUCUUAUAUAAAAGAAAAUUAACUCUACAGCAUCUUAAAAUUUAAAAUGGAUGACCCCGAAAAAGAUUUUAAUGUCUAUGUUGGCACAGAAACAGGAAUAUUGAAAGGCAUAAAUCUAAAUAAAAAAGCUGUUAUCCACAAGAAUUUGCACAAUAUGAAGGCUUUGGAUCGUGAGCAAGAGAUCACAUCCAUGGCAUGGGGAGAUGAGGAACAAACAGAGGUUUUGAUGGGUCUACGAAAUCAGACUAUACGUAUAUUUGACACAGAUGCAAAGGCAUUUGUAUCUUCACGGAGAAUUAGCGUGGGUGAGGGCCCUAUUGUGUCUCUAGCAAGAGUUGAUGGCAUAACUAUUACUGCCGUGAGGUCAGGUCAAGUGACGCUGUGGCGUGAAGAGCCAGUGGAGAUCAAUGCACUAACUAGUGGAGAAUUCUUAACAUGUAUGAGACAGAAUCCAGCAUCACAAAAUAUGAUAGCUACUGGAGGGAAGGAGAAUGACCUUCAGGUGUGGGAUUUGGAGCACCCAGAAGAACCUAUAUUUAAAGCAAAAAAUGUGAAACCAGACAUGCUACAGCUACGAGUUCCUGUUUGGGUGUCUGGCAUCGCCUUUCUAGAGGAUCAGCACAGUGUGGCAGUUUCUUCUAGACAUAAGCAUGUGCGGCUGUAUGAUCCACAAAGACAAAGGAGGCCAACUCUUAGUUUUGAAUGGGAAGAGUCUCCACUUACUUGCAUCAAUUCAGUCCUCUCCAAUAACAGUCAAGUUGUGGUAGGAACUGCUCAUGGUCGAAUAGGCCUGUUUGACCUACGAGGGAAGAAACCUGAAGAUCCACUCUUUGUAUAUAAAGGAUUUUCUGGUGCUGUACGAGAUGCCAUGGUUCAUCCCAAGCAACCUCUCGUAUUUUCUGUCUCCAUAGAUCGUUUCUUAAGAGUUCACCACUUAACAUCACGAAAACUUUUAUUUAAGGAAUACCUGAAAUCUCGGCUAAACUGUCUGUUGGUGCGGGAAAAUUUAGAAGCCAGUGAUUUUAUUCCAAGCACCCAAAAGACAGUUAAACAGAGAAUGAACUUCACCAAGCCAGCAACAAAUAGCAAGAAAAAUCCAGCAGUAGAUUUAUGUAUUCCCGAUACUGAUUGGGAAUCAUUGACUAAGUGAGUUUUUUGUGAUAAUGGAGGAAUUUUAUUGUGUGAGUUGUAUUCAUUUUAUCAUUCAUUCAGUGAUGAAACUUUGUUAUAUUUAAACAUUAUUCCACAUGCCAUGUUAUAGAUAAUAAAUCAUAAAAUUUAUUAAUAAAUACUUGAAUUGAAAAUUUGUUUUAACAAUUUGCAUGGCCUAUCGUUUCCCAGGAGAGUGCACCCACACUAAAAUAUGUAUACUCUUUCCAGUGUUCUGACCUCAAUUUCCAUGUUACAUCGUUCAUUUUGGUAUCAAAUUGUUCACAAUCUAAAGGCGCACAUUGUAAAAUUAGUCCCAUAAUAAUUGAACAAUAAAUGGAAUUUUAACAAAUAUUUAAUUUUGGUCACAAAAUGCGUCUGCCGGACAUCCAUAGUUAUUUGUGGACGCAAUAUCUGUUGCCGCGAACUAAGUGUUAAUAUUACACACAGAAAUCGAACUGAAAUCGAAAGUGUUUAAAUUCUCUGUCCAUUACUAGUUUAUCUAUUCUCUUUGAAUGUAUUCAUCUAUAGGCAAAUCUCCUUUAAUGAACAUGCCUUUAAAAAACAUUCCGUGCAAUGAGGGUCAUGAAUUAAUAAAUAUUUUAACA
Messenger RNA from Procambarus clarkii (red swamp crayfish), 1908 nucleotides. RefSeq names its product lethal (2) k09848. The record is from RefSeq and is a predicted model, not a curated record. Gene Ontology annotation, molecular function: protein binding. Gene Ontology annotation, cellular component: nucleolus; preribosome, large subunit precursor. Lineage: Eukaryota; Metazoa; Arthropoda; Malacostraca; Decapoda; Cambaridae. Gene Ontology annotation, biological process: ribosomal large subunit biogenesis.